UGACUGUGACUAAUUUCAGACUUCAGUUGUCAGGUGAUCAUAACAAAAAACACAAUAGAUCUAAUUUCCGAUUUCUUAUGAGAAUCAUUAUUUUUUUGCCAUAAGCAUUGUAUUUUCUCAAUCAUGGAGAAGUACGAUACUUCUCAACUCACGGAAUUUCCUCGUUUCGAGUCCGAGUCAAGUCAGAGUGGUGUAACAACUUUUUUGAACAAAUUGUGGAAAUUUCCAAUUUUUACCCCGAAUGAACCUGGUGAAAGUCAGGAUAAAGCUGAUGAGGAGAAAGCUGAUGACUUCGUUGAUGAUCAGAGUAAGGACUUCGACGAUUCUAGAACGGAAACUGGGAAUUAUGUGGUGGAGUACGAAGGAAGGAGUUUGCCAAAUGUUCUAAGGAGAAUCAGUGGUUUGGCUGCUUUAAGUUCGGGGGGAGGCACAAAGUAUGCAGAUACUGAGCUAGCUCGCUACUGGAUGCCUGAUGACAUAUCGCGGGAGUGCUACGAAUGUGCCGCCCGGUUCAGUGCGUUGAGACGCAAGCACCAUUGCCGAGUGUGCGGACAGAUAUUCUGUUCACGAUGUUGCAGCCAACGUGUGCCUGGUCAGAUAUUUGGUUGCGCUGGAGGUCUGCGGGUCUGCACGUAUUGCUGCAAUGUGGUGUUGACGUACUUGCGCGAGAACGACAUGACGGGCGACAUCUCGCCCGACCUGCGGAGUCUGCAGGAGAGUUUGCAGGUAAAGUUUCCAGACAACAGAGCACAGCAGAACAAAAACCGCGACUUCAUGUUCUCCCGCGAGCACGAGCCGUGCGAAGUGCGCGCCUCCACCAAGGAGGCUCUGCACGACGUGUUCAGACAGCUGUACGACGCGGUGCCCACAAAGCAUCACAGAUAUCGCCUCAUGAGUUACAACAGCGUAUGGCGCGGGCACGACAUCAUGCAGUGGAUCAUGGAGAACACUUCGCAAAAAACCAGGGCCCAAGCCAUGAUCCUAUGCCAGAGUUUGUUGAGCAACGGGUAUAUGGAGCGAAUGACUGAACCGGUUCAAUUUGCUGACUACGCGCUGUAUCGUCCCAUACAGCUGAGGCGGGACAGUGACUCCAAUGAUGCACCGUCGGCGGAGGAAUGUAAUACUAGACUGGUAGAAAGCGUAUCCUCAUACUGUCUGGACUUAAACCUUGGAAACAGUUCCGCUAGACUUAUCAAAGCUACGAAAACUGAGGUAAAAUCAACACCUACAAGCGAAGAAGACCACCCAAUUUUGGAUCAUAAUGAGAACAGCAACGACACAAAACAAGUGUGCAAAGCGAUAGAGGAGUCAGGCGAGGAGCACCUGAAGCUGUUGAUGCGGCAGUGGCUUGCGAGGGAGGCGCUGCCCGCCGCGUGGCUCGACGCGCUCUACCCGUUGUGCGUGCGCGCCGCGGACAUCACUGCGCCCGACAUGCUGAGCAGCGACAUCGACGUGCGCAACUACGUGCAGGUGAAGAAGGUGGCGGGCGGCAGCAUGGCCGACAGCUGCGUCGUGCCGGGCGUCGUUAUGACCAAGAACGUCGCGCACAGAGGUAUGCCGAAACACAUAUCCAACCCCACGGUGUUACUGCUGGACUGUUCCAUCGCGUACCAGCGAGUGGAGGGGAAGCUUACUUCGUUGGAGCCACUCUUGAUGCAGGAACAAGAAUACCUAGUUCGUUGCGCCGCCCGGAUAUCGGCGCUUCGCCCCAAAGUAGUCCUAGUGAGGGGUAACGCAGCCCGGGCAGUGCAAGACGCCCUGCGCGCGGAGGGCGUAGCCCUAGCCGUGGGCGUGCGCGACAGGGCGCUGCGGCGGAGCGCCCGGUGCGCCAGGGCUGAUCUGGUGGCCUCCAUAGAUGCCAGGAUUGGGAUGCCACGACUGGGGACUUGUAGGAACUUUUAUGUUAAGAAUUUUUCUAGCAAAACCCUGAUGGUAUUAGAAGGUUGUGCGGAACCACAACUGGGCUGCUGUAUACUCCUCCGUGGAGGAUCUCUGCAGGAGCUCGUACGUGUCAAGAGAAUUGUGAAAUUCAUGCUCCUCGCGUGUUACAAUUGGAAACUGGAAAAGGCUUUCCUAGGCGACAUAGAGGCUGUGCUACCCGAACCUGGGACUUUUGUAGAUGAUGACGACCAAUAUACCGAAAACAACAAAGUAGUCAAUGACACUGAUGUAACAAAACUCAAUACUCAAGAUGAUAUUGACGAUAGUAAUGAUAUUUCUGAGGGAAGCGAUAAAAUAUUUGGUAAUACAAGUAAUUCACUCAUUACGAAACAGAAUGAAGACGAAUCAAAAACGAAUAGUGAUAAUAAUGAAUCUCGUGAUGGAUCUCAAAGUGAAGUGAAUAAAACAAAUGAAAAUGAAUCAAAACAAGUUAAAUUGAGUGAAAAUAUUGAAAUGAACAAAUCAAUGGAAAUAGAUGAUCCGUUGCAGAAGUCGAAGCAUUUUUCGCGGAAGACUGACAGUGAUAAAAAUCUCAGUUGCGGUGUACUUAUCAAGGACUUUAGCGAUCCGUUACAAUCUAGACUUUCGGUGGACGACGAGGUUUUCCUGCCUAAAGAGGAGGCCACGUUGAAAGCAGAUAGUCAUAGUGAAAGAUGGUGCACAGACGACGUGGUGCUGUCCAUGUCGCCCAACAUAGUGAUCCCGGCGCCGUCGCUCAAUCUGCUGCCGACGCAGACGCCGCAGACGCCGCACACGCCGCGCGCGCUGCGCAAGGAGUCCGCCAGGGCUCCGGCCAACACUUCGAAGGUUCAGGAUACUCACCCAUUCGUCAGUAAGCCGAUAACAGCGCCAGCGGACGACGCUUCGUUGCGCGCCUCCCUGGCAAAUUUCCGCGCCGUGGGCUGCCAGCCGCCGGCCAACAAACAUAAACCCGAAUGUCCUCGCUACCGAGUGUCGGUGGUGAAGCGUUCGCCGCAAGAGGCGGAGAGCAGCAAGCCCGCGGACAGCGAGCCGGUGGACGCGCUGUCGCCGGAGAACCACCAGCGGCUGAGCCUGCUGCUGUACAGCUACUGCGGCAAGUCGCCCAACGUGCCCGACUUCUGCGUCAACCCCUGGAUAGUGUCAAUGGAGAUGUACGGACGGCACGACAUCUCGCUGGGCGGUUUCCUCGAGAAGUACUGCUUCAACAGCGACCACAAGUGUCCCGCCUCCAACUGUCACAUACCGAUGAACCAGCAUAUUAGAAAGUUCGUGCAUGACGACGUGUGCAUCACCAUAACCUGCAACACCAUCGGCCACAGCAACGUCGACAAAGCCAAAGAGGAACAGAGCAAACAGGUAAUGUUCUGGUCGCGCUGCGAGGUGUGCGGCGCAGUGUCGCGCGGGUCGCGACUGUCGCGGCUGGCGCUGUCGCUGUCGCUGGCUCAGUACGUGCGCACGCGAUUGUCUGCGCCGCGGUACGCGCGCGCGCAGUGUGCGCAUCCACUCAACGCACACUCGCACGCCUUCGUCAGCCGCCUCACUACAGCUUGCUUUAGAUACAACAAGAUCCCAAUGUACGAGAUCCAGCUGCCACCAGACGUGAUAGCCAUCAGCUACGACACCAAGCAGAUGCGCGACGCGCUCAUCUCGCAUCUCAACGAGCUCAUGCUCAAAGGUCACGAGACAUUCAGCAACGCGCCGGAGGUGGACAUAGAGAAAGAGUAUGCGGCGUUCAAACAGCACAUGGAACAGAUCCACCUCGCGCUCACCUGUACCCAUGAGCAGGCCUCGCUAGCAGAACGAGUGCGCAAGCUGUGGAGCGUGUACGACAGCAUCAUAUCCGGCGAGAAGAUGCUACGCGACGCGCAGGACGCGCGAGCCACGCACCGCCCGCGCGCGCCCGCUGAUACCGCCUCUGACGAUAAAACUGAAUUGGAAGAAUCAGUGGAUGUAGCUAAUAGCGAAAUUACAGAAAACCUCAACAAAGACUCUGACAAAGAUCACGCAGGAACUGAAGAAGACGAGGAGAAGGGUGAUAAAAAAACCGUCAAACAAAUACUGUCGCAACUGCUUUCAAAUAACCAGCCGGCCAAUCAGGGAGGUAUGAUAAUAUCGAGCGGCUUGGUGCCCGUGGUGGUAAAGGCGGGAGAGAUCGGCUCCGUCAUAGCGGCCACGCUCGCCUCCGUCACCUACCAGAAAACAAUGCAGCAACAACGACACACAAGUCAGAAUGAAUUCGAUGAUGCCGAAAACACGAAUGCGGUCAAAGAGAAAAGUGAGACAGAUAAAUCGAAGGUCAAAGCUAACGAACAUAUUGAAGUACUUCUAAAGGACGGCUUGCUCUGUCGCGUGUACUAUGCGUGCCAGUUCCACAAGCUGCGCCACAUGCUGCUGGCGCCGCUCGACGUCGACGCGCACAACAAACAGUUCUGGGAGGAUGCCAAGUGCUGUGACGAUCUCAAGGACAAGGACAACAAAGGGUUGUGCGAGAUCGAGGAAGGGUUUAUAAGAUCUUUGGCGCACUGCGUUCCAUGGGCCGCUAGAGGUGGCAAAUCUGGAUCCACCUUCUGCAAAACUAAUGACGACAGAUACGUGCUGAAGGAGAUGACGAAGCCGGAGUGGCAGCAGUUCCUAGAGUUCGCGCCGCACUACUUCAACUACGUCACCAACUGUCGCCACAGGAAGUCGCCCAGUUUGCUCGCGCGUAUCCUGGGCGUGUUCAGUGUGGGCGGUGCGGGGAGCGGGGUGCUGGUUAUGGAGAAUGUGUGGUACGGGUCGGGCGGCGCAGGCGUGGAGCAGCGCUUCGAUCUGAAGGGUGCGAGCCGGCAGCGGCUGGCGGCGGGCGCGGCGGCGGCGCCGCCCACCACCGCCGUGUUGGUCGACGAGAACCUGCUGAGGCUGCGCUGGGAGCAGCAGCUGCACGUGGGCGGCGCGGGCGCGCGCGCGCUGUGGGCGGGCGUGGAGCGCGACACGCGCUUCCUGGCCGACAACGCUGUCAUGGACUACUCGCUGCUGCUCGGCAUACGCGGGCGGACUCUCGUGCUGGGCAUUAUUGACUACAUCCGCACGUUCACGUGGGACAAGAAGCUGGAGCACCUGGUGAAGAAGAACCUCGGCUCCGGGCAGCCCACCGUGGUGUCGCCCGAGCAGUACAAGCGCCGCUUCUGUACCGCGUGCCGCAAGUACUUCCUGCACUGCCCCGAGCACUGGGACCAUCUCUACACCGACCGGCUGACGCAGUAGAUUCAUCAUCAUAUCAGCCGAUGGACGUCCACUGCAGGACAUAGGCCUAUCGUAUGGAUUUCCAAGCAUAACGAUCCUGAGCCGCCUGCAUCCAGCGAUUCAAAAUCAAAAUCAAAAAUCAUUUAUUUCAAGUAGGCUCAGUUUACAAGCACUUUUGACACGUCAGUUGACUAUUUGUGAAGAUUCUACCACCGGUUCGGAAGGCAGGUUCUGCUGAGAAGAUACCGGCAAGAAACUCAACAGUUGCUCUUUUUAAAAAAUCAUACAGUAUUAUAAUUUACAAUUGAUGAUAACAUUACAAUUUCUUAUAGUUUUACUUUUUGUGUGAAGGUGGAAGCUGAUCCAAUGGCUUUUAUCUUUAAGGAACUCAUCAAUGUAGUAACCUCGCCUAACUAAAUGUUUUUUAACACAUUGCUUAAAGCUAUGCAUUGGCAGGUCCAUUCGUUUGAUGUCGUCAGUCCACCUGGUGGGGGUCGACCAACACUGCUCUUUCUAGUGCGGGGUCGCCAUUCCAGCACCUUGGGACCCCAACGUCCAUCUCUUCACGGCCCUUCGAACUAUGUGUGCCCAUUUCCACUUCAGCUUCGCGACUCGAUGAGCUAUGUCGGUGACUUUGGUUCGUCUGCGGAUCUUCUCAUUUCUGAUUCGAUCACACAGAGAUACUCCAAGUAUAAUCUCGUUCCAUGGCCUCCUGUGUGUCUCUGAGCCUUCUUAUGAGGCACAUAGUUAGCCAAGUCUCAGAAUCAUAGGUCAUCUCUGGUAACACAAUAACGGGCGAGUACCAUUACAUUGUGGUAGAGGAAACACCUGAGCAGGUCUCAGGACUUGUGACCUUGGGUGUAGGUUUAAGGGUUACCAUUAACAGUAUUUACAUUAAUUAUUAUUAAUAUUGAAAUUAUAUAAAUAAUGAAUGUUAAUACCACCCUACUUGAGGAACUUGUAACAGAGAAAAGCUUUUCUCGGAAAUAAAGUCAGCGAAUAACCCUGAUUAUAAGAAUGGAAAACAAUUCCUUGACUAGAAUCUUACUAUUUAAUUAUUGAAAAUAUAUUGCUGCCGAAUUAAUGCGUUAUAAUUAAGAAUAAUUUAAAUAAUCAUUCAUUAAUGUUAUGUUUAUUCGAAUAUGCAUGAUAAUUAUAUUUAUACUUAAUAUAUUAAAAUUCUAGCUAUAAAUAAUAAAAUUAAGGUUUAAAACAGAAAAGUAUUAAUGUAAAUAUUUAGCGAUAAUAAUGUCCAAUGCUCCUGGCACGCUGGGUAACAAAUUACUUGUACCACAUAGUAUUUUAGUAUUGGUUAAAUAUAGGUCAUACAUAGUUUAGUGCUCAUUUUGACGCAAGGCAAUAGUAAUUCAUCAUCAUCCCAUAUUCGGCUCACUGUUGAGCACGAGUCUCCUCCCAGAAUGAGAGGGGUUAGGCCUGAGUCCACCACGCUGGUCAAAUGCGGAUUGCCUGUAGUUAACAGUAAUUCAUAACAAGGUUAAAUAUUGAUGUAGUAUAUUAACUCCAGGAUUCCUCAGUUCUAUAUAUAUGGAUAUUUCUACUUUUUAUGGGGUUUAAGUAAAAGAAAAAAAAAAGAGACCCCCUCUUGACAUAAAAUUUUUGAAGUAGAGAUUUACAUGAAAGUCUAGUACUCGUACCUAAAGAAAGUGUAAAAGAUAGAAAUGCCACUGCUGUUGCCAGGAGCGUUAACGUCAGGUAUAGUUACGAUUUGCACAAUGUAAUCUGCAUAGCUCUCUUAAAGCUUAUUAGACGCUAUAGCUCGUGUUAUUUUAUUAGAGGUUUAUGUUUUAUUUAUGUGGGUCAUUGAUCUCCUAUUAAAAAUUGGAUGCACAAUCAGCAACCAAAAAACGUCGCCACUCAAUGAGUGACUAACACAACUUCUUGGCACUCAAUUGAAGUAGUCAGAUUUGCAAAUUCAACCUUAAACUCAAUACUUAAGGUUGAAUUUGCUCUGAAUUUGGGGUUUUAUUGAAUAUUGGAUUAAUUUUCUUUAUCAAUAACUCUAAAACUGUCAAAGCAAAAUUGGUCAGUUUUUAAGUGAAAUUUUCUACAUGAUUAUGCGUCCUUUUAUUGUCUAUGAUGUGGGUGCAGAAAAUUAUAAUUUGUGUUUAUAGUUUUUAUUUCUGUGAUAUUCAUUGUUUAUAUCAAUAGAAUUUAAAAAUAUGUAAAUAAAUUCCUUAAAAAAUGUUUUCCUUCACCUUUAAAUAAGGAGCAGGCUCUACAAUUUUCAGAAUUUUUAAUUUUAGUUUUGAGAGAUACUAACUGGAAACGUCACAAAAAUAUAGCAUUCAAUAACUAUGUUUAAUAUACAAAGUUCAGUUUACAGAGUUUAUAACAAAUUAUAAUUUGUCUAGUAAAUUAAUUAUUAAUUUAUUAUUAAUAAGAUUCAGAAAAUUUUUUGAUGUAUUUAAAUUAGUUAGUUUUCAAUGAUUUCCUACAGUGUGAAUUAACUAAAAAUAUGCACCUAUGAAGGUAUAUCAGGGAUUUUUUUCAAUUGUUGCAUUCCAUACUAAUUAGUCGAUUAAUUUUAAAAAUAUAUCUGGUUCGUUGAUGACACUCCCAUGAUAUGCGGGCGACGGGGGCAAAGUGAGAAGCAUCAGUCGUGGGUUUUUCAUUCAUCGCUACACAGCCCCCGGCCCGCGCGGAUUAUUUUGAGUGUUACGAAUGAAGUUAAAUAAUGCAGCCAAGCUAUAAAUGAUGAUGUCCAAAAUGAUUUCAUUUGAUAUGUUAUAUUCAUGAUACCUAUUUUUUAUUUAUGUCGAGUCUCGAGACAUAUUUCUAAUAGUUUUAUUAUUGUCUUCUGGCAUCUCAAUACAUUUACUCAUUUUCAAAGGUGAAUUUAUGAAUGAACGGAAGAUGUAAUUUUUAUCCAAGUCAUCUUCAGAGUAAAUUAUGUUGAGGGGUCUCAAACAAUAAUUAACAUACUUUAUGACCAAUUAUGUCAGUGAUAAUUAUUAUGUUAAAAUGUUAAUAAAAAUAAGAACAUA
Bicyclus anynana (squinting bush brown) is the source of this 8150-nucleotide messenger RNA. It is a transcript of the gene fab1, whose product is annotated as putative 1-phosphatidylinositol 3-phosphate 5-kinase. Gene Ontology annotation, cellular component: endosome membrane. Gene Ontology annotation, biological process: intracellular signal transduction; phosphatidylinositol phosphate biosynthetic process. Bases 124 to 5166 code for a protein of 1680 amino acids. Gene Ontology annotation, molecular function: metal ion binding; ATP binding; 1-phosphatidylinositol-3-phosphate 5-kinase activity. The transcript is spliced from 34 exons. NCBI's taxonomy places the organism in Eukaryota, Metazoa, Arthropoda, Insecta, Lepidoptera, Nymphalidae. The record is from RefSeq and is a predicted model, not a curated record.